Messenger RNA from Nicrophorus vespilloides, 2669 nucleotides. RefSeq lists its product as uncharacterized. The transcript is spliced from 8 exons. NCBI's taxonomy places the organism in Eukaryota, Metazoa, Arthropoda, Insecta, Coleoptera, Silphidae. The record is from RefSeq and is a predicted model, not a curated record. Gene Ontology annotation, cellular component: nucleus. Gene Ontology annotation, biological process: rRNA processing. The coding region runs from base 159 to 2453 and encodes 764 amino acids.
GCAGUGAAGUACAGUGAAGUAAAGUUGGUUGAAUUGUCAAAAUUUGUCUGCUAAGCAACUUACAGUUUGUUCCGUCAAAUUUUUAAGUAUUUUUAGGUUAUUCGAGUGUUUAUACCGCUAAUUGCACGUGUUGUAUUUGUGUAUUAUAAGUGUGUACAAUGUCUGAAGUCGAAGAUUGCCUGAAUCUGUUGUGCAUUGCCAAUUUAAAUGAUGUAUCAUAUGCAGAAUCAUUGAUGCUAACUAUAAAGGAACAGUUGUAUGAUGAGAAAUCUGCAAAACCAGUUAUUAUAUACUUAAAUAAGUAUAUUUCAAAUGCUUUAACUCGUGAUAAAGGUUUCCAUAUAUUAUCACAAAUUAUAACAGACAUAUCUGAUAAAAUUUUACGAGAAAAUUGUGUUACUUGGACCAGCUAUGCAGUAUCUCAUCAUCAGCAUGAUCCAUUACAUGGAAAGAAACUACAGUUUUUAACUCAACUUAUUGGCUAUUGUUAUAAAAAUGAAGAUUAUCGUAAAAUAAUGGUUUCCAACUUGCUACCAAAAAUUGUUGAAGCUUGUGUAUCAGUGAAUAUAAAAACGCAUGAUGCUUUACAUGCUAUAGGGUGUUUAAAAUCAUGUUUAAUACACUUUCAAAGUGCUUGUAUUGCAUACAAGAAGAAAAUUGAACAAUACCUACUGGAAUUUCUUGAUGCUUCUGUGUCUGUCUCCAUUGUGGAAGAAGCAGCUAAGUGUUUUCACUACUUGGAUCAGGUGGGUGGCGCUGGUCCAUCUGGGAGUGUUCACAUAAAAAAUUUUAGUGACAAUGUGGAGAAACUGUACAACACAUUAAAUUCUGUCUAUGAUGUUAUUUUUGAAGACAUUGUUGAGUUCCAAGAUUAUCAUACAACUGAUAACUCCAAUAUAUUUGAGUUCAGACAACCAGCAAGCAAUUUGGAUUACCUAAACUUAUAUAGAAUUUAUUCUAGAAGAUUGAGAAAUGUAAUACAAUAUUUAACAGCAAAAUUUGAAUGUAAUUUUACUGAAAGAAAAACUUUCAAUCCUCAAAUUUUAUUAAGUAUAAUUGAAAGAGGUUUAGCAGUCCACAUUCACUAUAACAAGACUGAAGUUGAGAGCAAUUUAUUCAGUACUAUAAUAAUACAACAUCAAGUUGAUUUGUUACAUUUGCUAAACACUAUGAUCAAUUGUUUGAAAUACAAUUUCAUACGUUUCUCAACAAUUAAAAUGUUACAAGAAUGUUUGUUAAAAACCAAAUCAUGCAAUUGCUUCAAACGUAACUCUGAAUACAAGCUAUCUAUAUAUGAAGUAUUAAAAUUCUGGAUCAGAAACUCAGGGGAGCAAAUUGAUUUGCAAUCUUAUGAAAAAAUACUUAAAAGUAUUAUUGCUGACAUUACACCAAAUAAAUCAGUUUUAGUACUGAGCUUUUCUAAUAUGGAUAGUAAAUCUAAAAAAGCAAAAUCCAAAGCUAUACAGGACAAAAUAAUCAAUUCCACAGAGAUUGGCAAGAAAUCAUCAACAGUUUCAGAGCAAAAAUAUUUAGAGUCUGUGUGUUUUCAAGCUCUAAAUACUUUAGAAUUAUUAUUAAAGAAAGUCACAUUGAAUGUGAAUGCUUCUACAUGUUCUCUACUCUUUGAAACAAUAGUCAAAAGCUUAUUAGAUAUAAGUGUACAAAUUUAUGAUCCUCCAUAUAACGAUAUAAGGUGCAGACUUCAGUUAUAUAAAGUACUUAUUGCAAUUUUUGAUCAAACUAAAUUUAGUUUUGACAUUGGCUUUGCAAUAAAUCUAUUAUAUUUGGGUGAAAGAAGUGAAGAUACUGACAUUUCUGAUGUUUGUUCAGAAGGUUUAGCUGCACUGGAAAAGAUUUGCCAGCCCGUAAAUGGUUCUUUAUAUAUGACUUCACUGAGCGAAAGCAAAGAAUCCGCAAAGCCAAAUACUAUUCAAGUUGAUGAUGACAAGGAAAUGGAUGUAGAGGAAACGAUAAUUAUAAAAGAUAUUAUUAAUCCCGAUGAACAAAUAGAAAUCAUCGAAGAUAAUAACGAAGAUGAAACUAUAGAGGAAGGCAGUAACUAUUGCAAAAUAGAUACCAAGCAGAUCUUCGAUGUCACAAAUAGUUUUAUGCAGAACGACACGGAAGCAGAAUUUAGGGUUGAAGUUGCUUCCAGUCCAUCGGCAUCUGAAAAAAGUUCAGAUGUGACUAUUCUGGUUGAUGAAAUUAACACUGAUGAGCAAAUGUCCAAAAAGUGUGAAAAGGUAAAAAUACUAAGCGAUAUAAUUAUCUGCGAUGACGAUACUCAUGUGCCAGCUAAAAAGAUAAAGUUAGUAGAGGAAGAAACCAAACCCACUAAAAAUGGACACGAAGAUAAUACUUCUGAAUGCAAGAAGGAAGAUGAGACUUCCUCAGAAGUUUUGAAUGAUGACAUUAAAAAUAUGUUGUCAACCUUUGUAGAUGAAGUAAACUAAACCAUUGAUAUACAUUGAAUCUACAAUAUAUUUAUUAAUAUAAGAUUUAAAAUGUUUUAUAUACAAACAUUUAUUUUGUUUUAUCUAUUUACUACGUAAGUGUUAUAUUAGUUGAAGCUAAUGUUCAUUUUUUUUUUUAAAUAUUCUGUAUUCCAUUUUACAUAGACUUCCUUUUUAUAAGAAUAUUGUUGAAUUAAACAUAUAUUCAUAGAUCCC